AAAAAAGCCAAGAAGAGAACAGGAGAGGGAGCCAAUUCCAAUGUGUUUUCCAUGUUUGAGCAGGCCCAGAUUCAGGAAUUCAAAGAGGCAUUUACCAUCAUGGACCAGAACAGAGAUGGCUUCAUCGACAAGAACGACCUGAGGGACACUUUUGCAGCUCUUGGACGCCUGAAUGUAAAACAGGAAGAGAUUGAUGAGAUGCUCAAAGAAGCUCCAGGCCCAAUCAACUUUACUGUCUUUCUUACAAUGUUUGGGGAGAAACUGAAAGGUGCUGAUCCAGAAGAGACAAUCCUCAAUGCGUUCAAAGUGUUUGACCCCGAAGGCAAAGGAGUGCUGAAGAAGGACUAUGUAACACAGAUGCUGACAACACAAGCCGACCGGUUCACCCCUGAAGAGAUGGAGCAGAUGUUUGCUGCCUUCCCACCGGAUGUGGCAGGCAACCUAGACUACAAGAACCUGGUGCACAUCAUCACCCACGGAGAGGAGAAGGACCAGGAGUGA
Messenger RNA from Nerophis lumbriciformis (worm pipefish), 501 nucleotides. NCBI's taxonomy places the organism in Eukaryota, Metazoa, Chordata, Actinopteri, Syngnathiformes, Syngnathidae. The record is from RefSeq and is a predicted model, not a curated record.